ACAAAAUGUGAUCUAAGCAGCCUUUGACAAAGCAAUCAGUGUCAUUUUUCAAUCCCCGCCGAUUCAUUCAAGAUGUUUCCGAAAAUUGUCGAAAUAUUAAGGAAUUUCAACGGAUACGAAUCGUUCAACAAAAUUUGCAAAACCUUGAAAAACGAAUUCCCAAAUGAGUCGUCCAAAUUACCAAAUCUUGAGGAAUCCGUGUCGGCGCUUCUGGACAUAGGAUGUAACCUGGGACUCAUAAGUUGUUCUUCGAAUAAAUUCAAAUUGGUCGUUGAUAUGAACAAGCCCGAAAAUGCAAACUUCCAGUCGAGGCUCCAACUUUUAAUGCAAGAACUCGCCUCGCAAACCGGUCGCGAUUCAAUGGCUUCUAAUACAGUAGAGGCACCAGAACCAACGGUCGUUCCGAGAAGUCGUUCUGCUCGUACGCGUAACCAACCGGCAGACUGCGGUCCCGGUUGGAACCGGCGUCCACUGGCACAGCGUCAGGCCAUUGCCAUUCGGCGGCGGCAGGCCGCACAGGAAAAGGCACGGCAAAUGUUACGCGCCUCUAGGCAACGUAAGGGACGCCCGCGAUCCAGGUCCCGUUCGCGAUCCCGAUCUCGGUCUCGAUCCGGAAGACGUAAGCGAUCGCGCUCGACCCGGUCACGAGGCAGAUGCCCAUGUUGAGGAACUAGCGAUGGCGAUGAACUAAAUUUAUAAGUAUGUAAUAGUAGGGAGAAAUAAACGCUUAUUUUGAUAUUCAAA
This is a messenger RNA of Aedes aegypti (yellow fever mosquito), 744 nucleotides long. Its product is annotated as arginine/serine-rich protein PNISR. The transcript is spliced from 2 exons. Lineage: Eukaryota; Metazoa; Arthropoda; Insecta; Diptera; Culicidae. The record is from RefSeq and is a predicted model, not a curated record. The coding region runs from base 73 to 666 and encodes 197 amino acids.